Molecule: messenger RNA, 6668 nt
Organism: Xyrichtys novacula (pearly razorfish)
Lineage: Eukaryota; Metazoa; Chordata; Actinopteri; Labriformes; Labridae
Source: the annotation of a GenBank genome assembly
GUAUGUCUAACACGGAGUUGUCUAAAGUAGCUCAGGGCACUGUAAUUAAGAUCAUUUACUUACGGGACUCAGCGAUAGAGAAAGAAAAGUGACAUUUUUAAAAUUAUAUUAAAUUAGCGAUUAAAACAGAUGGACAGGCAGUUGUAACAGUAACCCCAAAAGACAUAGACAACAUUUAAAAAGACGUUAUAAACACAGUAUGAGGGUCGUUCAGAAGUUAAAACAGACUCAUAGGUCUUCUUGAACCUGAAACUUCUCUUCUUUAGCUCAGGAGCGGUCGGUCACCGGUGGCAUGUUUCCUUUAGACUCUCCCUGGAACAUCUCGUUUGCAGGUUGCGGCUUCCUGGGCAUCUACCAUGUAGGUGUCGCCAGCUGUCUGGUGGAGCAGGCUCCUUACCUGGUCCAGAAUGCACGGCACAUCUAUGGAGCUUCAGCCGGAGCUCUCACCGCCACCGCUCUGGUCACCGGAGUCUGUCUCGGUGGGUGCAUUUUGAUAAAGUUUACUUGAAAACUUUCUUUGAGCGCAUUUAUACGUGUAACCUUAAUUUCUGAUCCCUUUGUACAUAUAAAACGUCAAAUACUUUUACAUAUUGAAUGGUUGGGAUAACAUUUGAAGAGGUAUGUUGAUGGUAAACAUCUGAGUAACUUUGACUGUGUGUCUAAAAUGAUUGUUGAAGUUCUGUGUGUCUUCUCAGUCACAGCUGAACAGUGUCAUCAAGUGUCAAUCAAUUGAAUUUAUUGAUAAAAACAGGCUUAGCAUCCUGGUGAUACUCCACCCAAAUAACUAUAUUGAUUCAGCCCCUUCUUCCUACAAUCUGUUGAUAUUAUGAAUCUCUUUUAUGUGAGAGGUUGCCUCAUAAGUAGGACAAUGAAAUGGAAACUCUUAAAAAUGAUUUUACAAGCAUAGCAGCACAAAGAUCUUUAUUCAUCUCAUCAUCCUCAAUGAGGUCAGUUCUGUCUUUUCUGUAUCCAAUCAUUUACAGUAACAAUGUUUCACUUUCAUUACAGGAGAAGCUGGCGCAAGCAUCAUCGAUGUUGCCAAAGAGGCGAGGAAGCGUUUCCUGGGACCCAUGCAUCCCUCCUUUAACCUGGUGAAAAUAGUGCGUCACAUGCUGCGGCGAACUCUGCCGGCUGACUGUCACAAACAGGCCAGUGGGCGGUUAGGAAUCUCUCUCACUCGAGUGACAGAUGGAGAAAAUGUCCUGCUGUCUAACUUUAACAACAAGGAGGAGCUGAUCCAGGUGGGCUUAUAGUUUGUAUAUUGAAGUGUUGGUUUUUAAUGAUAAACUAAGCAGUUAAAAACGGGUCAUUUAGAAACCUCUGAUAAAAAGUGUAAUUUAAAUUUUUCAGAUCUAACCAGGACCAAUCUUUUCUUUCUUAUAUUCAUUAUUUGUUUAUCAGGCCUGUGUCUGUAGUGCCUACAUCCCUGUAUAUUGUGGCCUCAUUCCUCCCACGCUUCAUGGAGUGGUGAGUAACUUCUGUAUUAUUUAGCAUGUGUGGUGUUCCUACAGUGCAGAAGUCCUGUUGUUGAAAGUCUUACUAUUAUACGGCUCAUGCUUUGUAUUUCCUCUUAUUGUAUUCUGCUGCUGCUGCCUUUGGCACUGUUUUCUCAUUAUUGCACCUCCAUCAGAGCCCUCCCUUCCUCAAGAAUGUCUCUGUUCUGUGUGGCACAUGUGUGGAAAUGAUGAUUAUAUAAUUUCUCAGGAGUCAGAGUUUUUCAGAGAUCUCACCCAAAGGAAAAGCAGAACAUCUAUUUAUAUCCUUGUUUUUGUUAACUUUCAAACACUGGACAUGUUUGUAGCACAAAGGUUUUCAGGGUUUUUUUUUUUGUGUGCAACAACAGUGCUGCGCCCUCCCCUUUGGCCUUUGUGGUUUUAUGAGAGCUCACAUGUGCCUGUGUGUGCACAGGGCCUGUGACCAAACAGUGAGAGUGGCAGUGCCUGAUGUGAUUAUGUUGGCACAAGCUUUAAGGUUGCUCUGUCCCCCCUGACUCUCAGUGGCACAGAUUCAAAAAUCUGCCUUCAGACUGAUCGGUGACACAUUCAGCAUGCCCUUAAAGUUCCCCAGCUUCAUUAAAAACAACACUGAUCAAAUCACAGGGUAUGAUAUCACUGUUAUUACAUUCAGAUAAACUGUCACUCUGGGGUUAGAUAUCCUCAUGAGUGAUUUAUGUUAAAAUCUACCCUUUUCUCAUACUUCAGCGUUAUGUGGAUGGAGGGAUCUCAGACAAUCUUCCUCAGUAUGAGCUGAAAAACACCAUCACAGUGUCCCCGUUCUCAGGAGAGAGCGACAUCUGCCCCCGAGACACUUCGACCAACAUACACGAGCUGCGAUUUACCAACACAAGCAUCCAGUUCACCCUCCCCAACCUCUACAGAGUCUCGAGGGCACUUUUCCCCCCAGACCCCAUGGUAAACAAAAAAAACUCUCCUCGAAACUCUGAGGAUAAAAAUCAAUCUACUCAGAUGACAUGGAGUGACCUGGGCUGACUCCUUUGAAAGAUGCGUGUUUGUUUUUAUCUUGAGUGCAGGUUAUGAAGGCCAUGUGUAAGCAAGGAUAUAAAGAUGCUCUUCACUUCUUAAAGAGGAAUGGUAAGAAAUGUUUUUUUUUUAGCUUUGUUUUUAGCCUUCUCCAAAUCUAGUCAUGCUCUGUUUAGAAAAACUGGGGCAGGGAGAGCAAGCCUAAUUAAUGUCUCUCCCUCUGGCUGAAAUGAAUUAACGGGUAUGCAGAGUUUUUUUCCUGAUAUGCUAUCAGGACUCAAGCUUUCUCUGACCACAUGGCCUAUAAUCAAUGAGCUGCUUUUUCUUGUUGGACUUUGUUUGUUGUUUUCUGUUUUGGAGCAAUUUGUGAGCACUUCAUCAACAAAAGUAUCAUAAGUGUUUUGAUUAUUAUGAACUCGGUGACACAUUUAAUCACUAGAGAGCAAUUUCCUCAGAAUUGAUUUAAAUGAAGAAAAUAUAAUUACUGUCACAUUUGUGGCUGUUUACAGGAUUGCUGUACUUUAAUGGACCACUUAGAGACAGACCUCUGCUGGCUAAUAGCAGAGAAAAUCAGGAUUAUAAUGGGAGCAGGGAGGGUGACGUGGAGAAGGAGGAAAAGCCACAUGAGAAAGAGGCAGCAGUAAUGGUUGAAUCCACUUCUUCAAUAGAGGAGCAUAUCAUGGAGCACCUUCCACCAACCCUGCAUAAAGGUAACAAGACUUUACAGGGAAGCAAUGAGAAGUUAAAACAAUGUAUGGUGACUGUGUGAAAAAAAACCCACGUUUUAAUGGUAAAAGCUUUGCACUGAGAUAGUAGUUUCCUAGUCUUACAGCUACUCCGUAUCCUAUUCACCCCGUCAAACAUGCACACAUUCACACACUCAUAGCAUGGAAAGUGAUCAGUAUUGAUCAAUAUCAAUCAAUUCCAUCAAUGAGUAUGACUCACUCUACCAUCGGGCCACAGCUGCCUCAUUCUGGCUCCAGGUGGCCUCUUAUUCCAGCACUAACUAGGUAUGUUAAGGCAAACUUUCAGUGGAUAGUCAUACUGAUAUUUGAGAGAUAGAUAUUUGAGUUUUUCUCUGAGCAUAUAUAGACCUUUAUGUUUUUCUUUUUAGUCUCACUUAAAACAGGUCUUAGCACAUACUUAUAAAACUACAUGAUUCAGGUAGGCAAGAGGCUUAUUAGAGAGGGGCAGGGGUGGUGCAGUGGAGUGGGGUCUGAAGUUAUCUGUAGAAUAAAUUGACAUGAGUCAGCAUAAGCCUUCAAGGUUGUAAGCAUGUUGAGCUUUUUUCAUCCCCUGAAAAACAGAUUCAUGAUGUAAACAACCAUUAACACAAUCACUUUUGAAUUUUUUACCACGAUACAUACCCACUGUGUCAACUUUUUUAUUGCCAGUGCACUCUCAGAGCUUUCAGGAUAAGGGGUUUAAACAGGUUAAUCAUAUGAAUAGUUCAGAAUAAUGCUUCUGAUCCUCUUUUCUUCCCUCCUCAGCUCUAAUUGAGGCCUGCAUGGAGAGGAGGAGUCUUGUGCAGUCCCUUAGCAACAUGCUUCCUGUCAGGAUGGCCUCGAUGUUGAUGCUCCCGUACACCCUCCCUCUGGAGUCUGCGAUGUCCUUGACUCUCAGGUACUUCAGGACUUGAUUACAUCUGGCCUGGAUUCCCCUCCUAUUUAAAAUGCACUGAGAAGAGUACUUCAGCUGAGAGAAUCUGCGUGUCUGCUUUGUUCCUGUUUGUGUAGCUAUAAUACAGUUAAAGUCCUUGGACAUGUGGGAUAGCUUUUUAAGAGAGUUGUUAUCAUUGAUUAGUGGCUAACUGCUCUGUAACGGUAACACAUGAGUGUAAUUAAUGCAUAGACUCCUGGAGUGGCUGCCAGAUGUGCAAGAGGACAUGGGUUGGAUACAAGAGCAGGUAUUAAAGAUACUCCAGCAUGUUCUGCACCAGGCUUCGAAGAGCUUUUCCCGACACGUGUCUGCAAGGUAAGUGUGAACAAAAUUACAUGGACCGAAAAAUCAAAGUGUCUUUUUCUAACUGAUCAAACAAUACAGUCAAUGCUUACUGUGUGUGAACAUGGCUGGAUGUCAGCCUACUAAUAAUGAAUGUUUUGACCACUUGGUGGCAGCAAAUAUAAGGUGUGAUCACAACAUGAAAAAAUCCUCUCAUCUUAAUGUUAAUCAGUCCAACUGGAAACAAAAAAGGAGCUUAUUUUGCAAAAAUACUGAGCAAAGUAUUUCAGACCAAUGACUAAAAGUCUAUUAUUCCCCCUUUUAGCUUUGAUCUAGUUCUUAGGUGUUACAUUUUUUACUUUAUCAUGAGUACCAUGAUUAAAAUCAACAACAAAAUGGUCACAGUUUGCAAAUCACCCUCAGCUCUUUAUGCUUCUUAUGGUCACUGCAGGUUUUCCUGGCAGCUAGAACUGCAUCACUACCGGUCCCUGCAGUCCAGUCUCAGCUCCAGCAGACUGUUUCCCAGCUCAGCAGUCCUGGAUGUCUUCAUGCAGCUUGACCAGUACAAGAACCAGCUGCUGUCUGGAGUUUUGUGUAUCAACAUGGACCUGCAAGGCUCCUUCCAAAGUGGGCAGAUGUCAGCAGAGAGGGACCCUCCAUCUGUCCUUUCCUCUGAAGGCAUUACGUUCCAUGUUCCACCUGCAGUCAACUCUGGAAGGGUCAUCAGUGGAUGCUAAGAGCUUGUAUAGAUCUCUAAUUAGGCAGGUUCAGACAUACAUCAUUUAGAUCCAGGAAUUAUGUAGAUCUUCAUGAUAACAUUAAGGAACCUUUAAGCUGAGCCAAUAAGUCCUAUUUUGGCUGAUACAAAAGGCAACAAGUCACUUAAUCAACCAGAAUCAGAAUACUUGAUUUAUCCCAGGGGGAAAUUCUGUGAUUACACUCACUAUGUACUACAUAUAUAUGUUUUUUAAUCAUGCAUGACACUGAAAUUCUCUAGUUACAGUAUUAUCAUGGUAUGUUUACCUUGAAACAUUAAGUCUGUCUGGAAAAAACUGGAAUUACAUGACGUUAGCAGAAAAAAAUGCACAGUUAAAGCAGCAUGCUGAAAACAGUAUUUAUGUUUUAGGUGGAAUGCAAUCAGACUGGUAGUUAGGCAGAGAGUUUCUGCUUCAUCAGGCUUUGAGCUCUGAUUCACUUCUGAAACACAGGCUGAGACAUAUAGGUGGAGGGAAGAUAGGAAGCACAGAUGUGUUUGUUACAGCGGUAAAUGUUGUAAAAGAGACAUGAAGUAUCAUCGUACAGUGUUAAAGUAUAUUGUCUUGAUGUUUCUAUGUCAAUAUAAAUGUAAUAAGUGUCUUUAUAAGUAGUGUGUUGGAUAAACACAAAAAUCCUCUUUUUUUUCAAUCAGGCAAACUUAAUUUUAUGCUUUUAUUUUUCUUGAUGUUUAAACCCUUAAAGGUAAUUUUAUUUUAAAUUUACAUCACAUUUAAAAAUCGCUGAUUCAUAGGUUGUGCUGUGACUUUGAUUUUAUUUCAAGUUUUAGUACAAUGAAACAAAUCAAAAGUGUUUAUUUCAAUGAAUCAAAGAGUUGCUUAAUUUAAGAUGCACUUUCCUUAUUUAGUGUUAACUAACGGCAUACCUGAUAUACUAUUACUUAACACUAUAUCUUUCUUGCACUUUGAACUCCAAAGAUAUCUACCUGUGUGAUUUAGCCUCAACUUGUGCCUUAAAUUUGAAUUUAUUGUUGUAAUAAUGCAGGGAAUUAUAUUUUUGUGAUUACCAAUUAAAGCCGUACUAUUUAACUACAACUGAGAAGUGUUUGCUUGUUGCUGUAAAUACACAGUUUAGAACAGAUGAACCAAAGUGAUCCUCAAAUUACCCGGAAAAACAAAGAGUUACAGUGAAAAUCGUACACAGGACAGGACAGGGCAGGGAACAGCACACAAACCACAGUAACCAAACAACAGGCCUGAUGUAAGGGGGGCUGGCCUUCUUGGUAAGCAAAGGAAAAUGAGUAAUUUGAAGUUUGUCCAUCACUUCUUCAUGUUGAAAUCAUGUGACUUUUGCUUUUAGAUCUCCAAAAAAACAUUGACUUUUUGUAAUGUUCUAUUUUUAAAAGCUUUAUCUGGCCUACUUGUUUGUUUUUUUACCCCCUACAUCCCAUUGACUCAUCUGUUCUCAUAAACAUGUUCACACAGCAUACUACUCAGCUCAAUAAUCUAAAUAAACAACAAAUGAAAAAAGAGA